AUGAAACUCUAUGUAAUCCCGCUUCUUCGAACAAGAUACGCUUACUAUUGCCACGCUCCACCCAAAAAACAAACAUACCUCUUAAAAGCGACAACUUUUGCAGCGUCAAAGUGGGAAGCAUUAUCACACGCCGAGAAAACCAGCUGGAAAGGACGUCUUUACAUAGCUGGACAGAAGCUACUCGACAGAAUGGACUAUCAAGAGUAUUUUCUAAAAGGGGUACCGUUACGCGAGGAAUGGUCUGCUGAAGUGCCAAUACUAUACCCAUCGAAGAUAGUUUCACCAUCACAAAUCAAUUCAAAUCUAAGUCGAUUACUUGACAAACGACUCCCAUAUCAUCGAAAGUACAUGUUCUAUUCAGCACUAUUUGUGCCAUUGUCUGCUACCUUCACAAUUGUGCCAAUAAUUCCGAACAUACCGUUAUUCUACAAUCUAUUCAGAUUAUAUAGUCAUUAUAAAGCAUAUAAAGGUGCUCAACAUCUUCGACAGUUAAUCAGAGAUAAUCGGCUUUCGCCGCUUACCUGCGAAAUACUGGACAUGAUAUACAAAGACCUAGAUUUGGGUGAACACGAUGAUUCGGAACGCAUAAUUCCCGAAGAACGGAUAGAAGCCAUUGCAAAACAUUUUGAGUUGCCGGUACUUGAGGUCGAUGUGAAACGUGCACGGAAUCAAGUUCUAAGUAAGCUUAUUAAAGAGAAGCAAAGUGGGAGUAGCAGUAAUGGUGGUUUUGUUUCCAACAUUAGUAGUAAGAAUAUUAAGAAGGCUGAAAAAGGAAGAACAAAAACAUAA
Ambispora gerdemannii is the source of this 789-nucleotide messenger RNA. Lineage: Eukaryota; Fungi; Glomeromycota; Glomeromycetes; Archaeosporales; Ambisporaceae. The record is from the annotation of a GenBank genome assembly.